Messenger RNA from Uncinocarpus reesii 1704, 987 nucleotides. RefSeq lists its product as uncharacterized. Lineage: Eukaryota; Fungi; Ascomycota; Eurotiomycetes; Onygenales; Onygenaceae. The record is from RefSeq and is a predicted model, not a curated record. Bases 1 to 987 code for a protein of 328 amino acids. Gene Ontology annotation, molecular function: glycosyltransferase activity. The transcript has a single exon. Gene Ontology annotation, cellular component: membrane.
AUGGCUACUCACAGCUGGCUUGGUCGCUGGCGUUGCUGGCUCUUUGUUGCCAUUCCAAUCUUUGCUAUCAUUCUGCUUCACCAGUUACUGAUUCAUCACAAUAAAUUACGGGUGUCUCUUACCAGGAAAGAGCCGGACUUCGCGCAGAAUGGUCGCCAGGCCCUCUGCGGGGUGGAUGACGUGUUGAUUAUUCUGAAGACUGGUGUCACUGAAGCCUUGGAGAAGGUCCCCAUCCAUCUCCAGACAACUCUUCAGCACAUCCCUAACUACGCUAUCUUUUCCGACUUUGAAGAAACCAUCUCAGGCGUGGAGACCCACGAUGUUUUGCGGACAAUCGGCGAAGAUAUCAAGCGGACCAAUCCAGAUUUUGAACUUUACAGAAGAAUCAAGGAGUUGGGGAGAGAAGGUCUCAAGGCGAGCGAUUUGAUGCUGGAUGACGUGAGUGGGCCUUCAGGGAAGCCCAACAACCCUGGAUGGAAGCUUGAUAAAUGGAAAUUUAUUCCCAUGAUUGAUGAAGCCCUCGAUGUACGUCCCGAUGCAAAAUGGUUCGUAUUCAUCGAGGCAGACACAUAUGUGGUCUGGUCAAACCUACUGGCUUGGCUCGCAAUGCUCGAUGCGACAAAGUCCUAUUAUCUCGGCACGCAAAUGAGGCUAGGCAGCCUGGUCUUUGGCUAUGGUGGUUCCGGGUUUGUGCUCUCCAACUCGGCGAUGAAGAAGUUCUCAAACUAUCGGGCUUCUCGAACUGCAGAAUUGGACGAUUAUACCGCCUCUCAGUGGGCAGGGGACGCUGUGCUUGGGAAAACUAUGGCUGACGCGGGAAUUCCCCUUACCUACUCGUGGCCGAUGUUGCAAACGGCACGGAUAUGGAACCUCGAUCACUUUGGGGACCUGUGGUGUUACCCGGUUGUCUCUUACCAUCACAUGACGCCGGGUGAUGUAGAAAUCAUGUGGCGGUUUGAUCAGCAAUGGUCUAGAAACGUGAGUUGA